AUGCCUAGCAAGAAUGCUCAGAAACGCUUUAAUCUUUACCAUCAAAUUUAUGAGUCUAAUAUCGCUCUCCUGACAGCUAACUCUGCUCUCAGAGAGCAGCUUCAGAAACUCUUCUGUUGUCUGUUAAAUAAGUUUCGUCUUCCCUCAGAGGAGAGGAAAGAAAAAGAAUAUGUCAAAUGGAGUGUGAAGCCAGUGAGUUCUAGUCAGCCACCUGGAGAGAUGGAGAAUGUGCCACUUCCUGAAGGCUGGCAGUGCUACAAGUCACCCGAAGGUCGCAGGUACUAUGUCAACACCUCCACGAAAGAGACAACGUGGCAAAGGCCCUCUGUUCCCACCCAGUCUGAAAAGAAAGAUCUCAUACAGAAGGAUUCUACUCCUCCAGGUAACACCACUCCUCCAGGUAACACUACUCCUCCAGUUAAAAGAAGUCAGUCCUCCGGAAGUCCUCAUCAAUUGCUGGACCCUGACGUGGCACUGCGGAAAAUCAGCAGAGAAAAACAGCUAGCAGGGUAUAUCGAAUCGGUAGGUGCCGGGCAGUACGGCCGCCAUGUUCUGGAGGAAGUUGGCUGCUUACAGCAGGAGGGGUUUUGGUUCCUCGUCACGCUCCUACAACCACCCCCACCUCCCUCUGUCACCCCCUCCCCCCAUCCCCCCAGCUCCACUCCGCUCGCCACGGCAACAGAGGCAGGCAGACCGCACUCAAUGGAGGAAAGCUUUGACACAGAGGGAAGUUUUGACGAUGCCUCCUGUCUCUCUUCACAGAGCCCAGGGUCCAUGUCACCUGCCCGGAAACAAAACAAGGAAAAGGAGAUUAAAGAGACCAAGAUCACUAUCAACUGCGUCACAUUUCCUCUGCCUAUGUCUACAGCAGAGCAGCAGCUACUCAAACCCAGUGAAUGGAGCUACUGUGACUACUUCUGGGCUGAUAAGAAAGACCCCCAGGGGACAGCAUAUGUUUGUGGAUUUGAAGUGUUGCUACAGAAACAGCUGAAGGGAAAACAGAUGCAAAAAGAGAUGGCAGAAUUUAUCAGAGAAAGAAUAAAGAUUGAAGAAGAGUAUGCCAAGAACCUCUCCAAGCUCUCUCAGAUUCCCCUGGCAGCCCAAGAGGAAGGGACUCUGGGGGAGGCUUGGGCCCAGCUGAAGAAGAGUCUAGCUGAUGAAGCAGAGGUCCACCUCAAAUUCUCCUCAAAGCUCCACACUGAGGUAGAGAGGCCAUUACUGACAUUCAGAGGAGAUAACUUUAAGAAAGAUAUGAAGAAAUAUGAUCAUCAUAUCGCAGACUUACGCAAACAACUGGCUAGCCGUUACGCUGCAGUGGAAAAGGCACGAAAGGCACUGGCAGACAGACAGAAGGAUUUGGAGGUCAAGACACAGCAACUAGAGAUUAAACUGAGUAACAAAACGGAGGAGGACAUUAAAAAAGCCAGGCGGAAAUCCACACAAGCAGGCGAUGAUCUGAUGCGCUGUGUGGAUUUAUACAAUCAAGCCCAGUCCAAAUGGUUUGAGGAGAUGGUCACCACUAGCUUGGAGCUGGAGAGACUGGAGGUUGAGAGAAUUGAAGUAAUACAGCAGCAUCUGCGACAGUACACAACCCUGAGACAUGAGACUGACAUGUUUAACCAAAGUACCUUGGAGCCAGUAGACCAGCUGCUCCAGAGUGUGGACCCCGCCAAAGACAGAGAGCUAUGGGUGAAGGAACACAAGACAGGAGAGUUAAGGCCUGUAGAUAUGGACAUCUAG
Molecule: messenger RNA, 1740 nt
Organism: Chanos chanos (milkfish)
Lineage: Eukaryota; Metazoa; Chordata; Actinopteri; Gonorynchiformes; Chanidae
Product: growth arrest-specific protein 7-like
Exons: 16
Coding region: 1-1740 (579 amino acids)
Biological process (GO): clathrin-dependent endocytosis; clathrin coat assembly; neuron projection morphogenesis
Cellular component (GO): clathrin-coated vesicle; clathrin-coated pit; cytoplasm
Molecular function (GO): protein binding
Source: RefSeq, a predicted model, not a curated record